AUGUCUGAGAUCUCCUUCUACGACGUCACUAUCCCCAUCUUCACCAAACGCGUCCAACAGCUCAAGCACUGCUUGCAAAAAGGCGAACAAUGGUGCAACGAAAACAAAAUCGCAACUUCCGCCCUCGUCAAAUCCCGCAUCAUCGAAGACAUGCAGCCCUUGCCCUUCCAAGUGCAGACCGUCUACCGCAUGGUCAUCUACUUGUUCAGCCGAAUGGACAUCCCCGGAGCGCCAGCACCCACCGACAUCCCCGUCGUCGACACCUACAACGGCAUGUUCCAGCAGAUCGACGAGAUCCAGAAGCUGUUGAGCGGUGUCAGUCAGGAGCAGUUGGAGGGCAAGGCAUCGAAGGAGGUCUCGUUCGGUCCACCUGGACGGGAUCCUUGGGAGUUUACGGGCUUGUCGUUUGUGCAGGAGUUUAUUAUGGUUAAUGUCUACUUCCAUACCACGACGGCGUACGACAUCUUGCGGAAGGAGGGCGUUCCGCUUGGCAAGUUGGACUUUCUUGGGAAGGUUGGCUUGUGA
Zasmidium cellare ATCC 36951 is the source of this 525-nucleotide messenger RNA. RefSeq lists its product as uncharacterized. The transcript is spliced from 2 exons. The record is from RefSeq and is a predicted model, not a curated record. NCBI's taxonomy places the organism in Eukaryota, Fungi, Ascomycota, Dothideomycetes, Mycosphaerellales, Mycosphaerellaceae. The coding region runs from base 1 to 525 and encodes 174 amino acids.